This is a messenger RNA of Penicillium arizonense, 1422 nucleotides long. It is a transcript of the gene glr1, whose product is annotated as glutathione-disulfide reductase GLR1. Lineage: Eukaryota; Fungi; Ascomycota; Eurotiomycetes; Eurotiales; Aspergillaceae. Gene Ontology annotation, molecular function: NADP binding; flavin adenine dinucleotide binding; glutathione-disulfide reductase (NADPH) activity. The coding region runs from base 1 to 1422 and encodes 473 amino acids. Gene Ontology annotation, biological process: cellular response to oxidative stress; cell redox homeostasis; glutathione metabolic process. The transcript has 3 exons. Gene Ontology annotation, cellular component: cytosol; mitochondrion. The record is from RefSeq and is a predicted model, not a curated record.
AUGGCCCCCGUGGAAACACAGCAGUAUGAUUACAUUGUCCUUGGCGGUGGUAGCGGUGGCAGUGGAAGCGCUCGCCGUGCAGCCGGUUGGUAUGGUAAAAAGACCUUGAUUGUGGAAAGUGGACGGUCAGGAGGUACCUGUGUCAACGUUGGUUGUGUGCCUAAGAAAAUGACCUGGAACUUCGCAACCAUUAACGAGAUGCUGCAUGUUGGCAAGAGCUAUGGCUAUGACAUUCCUGAUAACAUCGCUAUGGACUACACCCACUUCAAGAACACCCGUGACGCCGUUAUUAAGCGGCUCAAUGGCGCAUACGAGCGCAACUGGAACCGGGAAGGAAUUGAUCUCGUGCAGGGUCGUGCAGGCUUCGUUGAGCCUCAAACCAUUGAGGUCAAGCUAGCCGACGGCUCCGGUUCUGCCCGCUACACUGCGCCGCACAUCCUCUUGGCCACCGGCGGCCGGCCCAACAUCCCCUCCGUGCCCGGUGCCGAGCACGGUAUCACUAGCGACGGAUUCUUUGAGAUGGAGGAUCUUCCCCCGAAGGUUGCAGUCGUGGGUGCUGGCUACAUUGCUGUCGAGCUUGCUGGCGUCAUGAACGCUGUCAAUGUCGAGACCCACAUGUUCAUUCGCGGGGAAACCUUCCUCCGCAAGUUUGACCCUAUGAUCCAGAAGACCAUGACCGAUCGGUAUGAGGCUUCCGGUGUCAAGCUUCACCGUAACCACUCCGGAUUCAAGGAAGUGCAACUCAUCCGUGACGGCAAAGGCAAGGAUAAAUUGCUCAAGCUCAUUGGCCAUGACGGCUCUGAGCUUGAGGUGAACGAGCUGCUCUGGGCCGUGGGUCGUGCCCCCGAGGUCGAGGACCUGAACCUCAAUAUCCCCGGAGUCAAGCUGAAUGCCGGCGGUCACGUUGUGGUUGACGAGUACCAGAACACCUCGGUCGAAGGUGUCUAUGCUCUUGGUGACGUGACAGGUCAAGCCGAGCUGACCCCAGUCGCCAUCGCCGCCGGUCGUCAACUCGGCAGCCGUCUGUUCGGUCCCCCGGAGCUCAAGUCAUCCAAGCUUUCAUACGAGAACAUCCCUACGGUCGUCUUCUCCCACCCCGAAGUCGGCUGUGUUGGUCUCACGGAGCCCGAGGCCCGCGAGCGCUACGGUGAUGACAAGAUCAAGAUCUACCACACCAAGUUCACGGCCAUGUUCUACGACGUCAUGCCCGCCGAGGAGAAGGCUAAGAAUCCGACUGAGAUGAAGAUAAUCUGCGCCGGUCCCCAGGAGAAGGUUGUCGGUCUCCACAUCUUGGGCCUCGGUGUCGGUGAGAUGCUUCAGGGCUUCGGUGUCGCUGUCAAGAUGGGCGCCACAAAGCAGGACUUUGAUAGCUGUGUUGCUAUCCACCCUACUAGCGCCGAGGAGCUGGUGACGAUGCGGUGA